AUGGACCCGGGGACCAGCAACAAUCCUCCACCUUUAUCGGUUGCGUUACGGUCCAACAAGGUAACACCGGUUGAUUAUGCCUCACCUAAGGAACACAAAUCAAAUGUUCCUGCCAUGGCCACAGAAGGAAUGGACGUGUUAUACGCACAGGGCCCAGAAGCAUCCUCAAAGCGGAUCCCCUCCAUGGUCGAAAAACCUCAACCAGGUGCCUCGACCAGCCAUCAAGGCGGUUCCAGAUCAUCAACAGACAAGGGGAGCAGCAAGGGUGUCAGCCAUGUUGCCUUCGACAUGAAGAACGUAGAGAUGUUGAUGGACCAUGCUAAACCUAAGCACGACAGCAAGGACUCAAUCAGGGAAAGCAUGUCUCUACUCGGGAUACCAAAACCGCCGGGCAACAGCGACGAAACCGGGCUGAAGAACACCUUCAUAAGACGGCAGCUGUGGACGAUGCUCCAGCCGACUGAUAACAGGCUGUCCAUGAAGUUGUUUGGGAGCACCAAUGGAAUCAAGAAGGAGAUGAAGCGUCUCAAAGCUGCUGGGUUUCUUAUCGUUCACCCCUGCAGUGCAUUUAAAUUCUACUGGGAUCUCCUAAUGGUGAUGCUUCUGAUAUGCAACUUGGUGAGCCUGCCCGUUAUUAUUGCAUUCUUCUACCACACGGAGCCGAGCAGGCUGUGGACGAUCUUCAACUGUGGGUCAGAUAGUUUAUUCAUACUGGACGUCAUCAUCAAUAUGAGAAGUGGGUAUAUGGAUCCGAACACAUCCGAACAGGUAAUUCUAAAACCAAAGAAGAUUGCCAUCCACUACUUGAAGACGUGGUUCAUCAUUGAUUUCAUCUCAUCCAUCCCCAUGGAUUGCAUCUUCAUGGCUGUGAAUGGUGGAUCAUCAGGAAACCAUCUAUACGAAGUCUCGAAAGCUCUACGCGUCUUGAGAUUAGCCAAGCUUCUUAGUUUGGUUAGGUUGCUUCGUCUCUCCAGGCUGAUGCGAUUCGUUCGACAAUGGGAACAGGUGUUUGAUGUUGCCGGGGCAGUGAUCCGAAUCGGCAAUUUAAUCUGCAUAAUGCUCCUGAUUGGUCACUGGAACGGCUGUCUGCAGUUUCUGGUUCCGAUGCUGCAGGAGUUUCCUCAAGACAGCUGGGUCUCCAUCAAUAACCUUGUGGACGCCCAUUGGUGGGAGCAGUACACGUGGGCUUUAUUCAAAGCAAUGUCGCACAUGCUCUGUAUUGGCUACGGUCGUUUCCCGCCACAAAGUUUGACUGAUUUGUGGCUCACCAUGGCAAGUAUGAUCUCUGGUGCCUCGUGUUUCGCUCUCUUCAUCGGGCACGCAACAAACCUCAUUCAGUCAAUGGACUCGUCUAGCAGACAGUACCGUGAAAAGUUGAAACAAGUCGAGGAGUACAUGGCCUACCGCAGAUUACCGAGUGAAAUGAGAGAACGCAUCACUGAUUACUACGACUACCGUUACCAUGGCAAGAUGUUCACCGAGUCAGUCAUUUUCGAUGAGAUCUCAGUCAAACUCAGAGAGGACGUUGCUAACUACAACUGCCGCGAACUCGUGGCAUGCGUACCGUUCUUCAGCGUUGCCGAUCCCAACUUCGUCUCUCGCGUUGUGAUUCUACUAAAGUUUGAAGUGUUCCAGCCUGGCGAUUACAUCAUUAGGGAGGGGACCUACGGGGACAGGAUGUUCUUUAUUCAGCAGGGCGUGGUCGAUGUCAUCACCUCAGAUGGAGAGGUUGCGACUUCUUUAAGUGAUGGCUCAUAUUUUGGAGAAAUUUGUUUGCUGACCCACGAGAAGCGGGUUGCCAGCAUACGCACCGACACAUACUGCUCUCUCUAUUCACUCUCUGUCGAACACUUUCAACAGGUUCUGACGGAAUUUCCCUCAGUCCGGAAAACAAUGAUAGAAGUUGCAAUAAAACGUCUGGAAAAAAUAGGAAGGCCUUCAAGUGCGCUGGUCUCUGCUUUGAGUGGUCAAAACUCAUCCAAGUCAAAAAGUACAGAGCGCUUGUUUGAAAUUCCGGACUCUGUAACAAUAGUAAGAGAAACUGAAAACGAGAAAAGACAUGAAGAGUUUGAACAUGAUUCGAUGGAGGAAAUUCUACAAGUAAAUGAAGGUCCAUCAGCCGACACGACUCAAAACCAAUCUUUCCCGAUCGGUGGUGAUUCCCUCGGCAACAAUGCCUCAUAUAGACACCCGUCACCCGUAUGA
Asterias rubens (European starfish) is the source of this 2205-nucleotide messenger RNA. RefSeq names its product potassium/sodium hyperpolarization-activated cyclic nucleotide-gated channel 2-like. The coding region runs from base 1 to 2205 and encodes 734 amino acids. The transcript is spliced from 10 exons. Gene Ontology annotation, cellular component: membrane. Gene Ontology annotation, molecular function: monoatomic ion channel activity. The record is from RefSeq and is a predicted model, not a curated record. Gene Ontology annotation, biological process: monoatomic ion transport; transmembrane transport. Lineage: Eukaryota; Metazoa; Echinodermata; Asteroidea; Forcipulatida; Asteriidae.